This is a messenger RNA of Tetrahymena thermophila SB210, 1811 nucleotides long. RefSeq lists its product as hypothetical. The record is from RefSeq and is a predicted model, not a curated record. Lineage: Eukaryota; Ciliophora; Oligohymenophorea; Hymenostomatida; Tetrahymenidae. The transcript has 2 exons. The annotation marks the transcript as partial.
UAUUGGUAUUUUAUUAACAAUUUGCAAAAAUAAAGAAUCAUAAAAUAAAACUUAAAAAUGUCAUUAAGAACUGACGAUAUCGAAGGAGCUCGUCCUAAAUAUUUUGAGAAGCAAAAACUAAUAGCAAAAGCUUAAUAGUAUAACAAUAAUUCGAAUAUAUUUUCACCACCAAACAUCAACUAGCAAAACAUGCUUAUGAGAAAUCCUGAUAUUUAUUCAUCAUAGGUGUUAAAUUAAAUUUAAUAGCCACCAUAAUAGCCAAGUCUAUAGUAGCUUGACUAAGGUAAUAUUAUUAACAAUGUAUAAGGAUCAGAGAAAUCGAUGUAUUAAAUAGAAUAUGGAAACUAGAAUCCUAGCAUACUAUAAAAUAGAGUAUCUUAGGACUAUAGUAGAAAUGCUGGUAGAAAUCCUAUUUAUCACUAUUCGUAAGAUUAGGGAUAUGGCAAGAUGAUGAGUGAAAAGCAAUACUAAGAAUAGCUAGUUAUUAGAGAAAUGAAAAAAUUUAAAGAACAGUAACAGAUUAUUGAAUAAGAUAAAAGGCGCAAGGAGUUAGAAUUAAGGGAAUUAGAGUUAUAAAGAAAAUAAAGAGAAUAGGAAUAGCUAUAAAUCUAUUAAUAGUAGCAAGAAGAAAAUAUGAGAUAGUUAAGGUAGCAAGAAUAAGAACGCAGAUAACAAGAAAUAGAAAAUUAAUUAAAGAAGUAAGAAGAAAUGAGAUUGCAUGACUAAAUGCUGUAAGAGAAAGAAAGAUAGAUUAAAGAAAAAGAAAUGUAAAUUUAAUAGCAACAAUAAUAGAGGAAAUCUGCAAACGUAAAUUAAAUGUCUAUCAAUUCAUAAGAAUUGCCAAAUAAUUUAUAUUCUUAAGAUGAUAUACUUGCUAAUUAGUAAAAUCAAAUGUCUCAACCUAGAAUUCCUUCAUCAAGCUAAAAUAAUCCACAACUACCUUCGAAUUAAUAUGGAGAUGCAAACUAUCCAGAUAUUAGAAAAACUCCUGUUGUUAGUAAGAAUUAGUAGAUUAAUUCAUCUUCCCCCCCUGCAAAUGCUAAAUAUUUCAAUACACCUCUGCCUUCUCAAUAUUAAUAAAUCAAUGCAGAUAGCAUGGAAAAUUAAGUAAAUCAAAUAUAGUAAUAACCUUCAAAAGUAAGUUAACUUGCUGCUAAAUAAAUACUUAGUCCAAUGUCUGCUCUAUUAAAGCAUAGUAAUGAAGUACCAGAUUAAAUUAAGUAACAAGCUCGUCAAAAGCAAAAACCAACAAGGAUUUUAGCUAUAAUAGAUAGUGAUAGUAAGAUGAGAGAACAAGUAAAUAAAUUCUUUAAUGUAAGAGGAGUUUAUGAGUUUGAAAUAUUUAGUCUUCCAGGAAGUGGUGCUGGGUUACUUUACGAUAAAGGAUGGAGAGAUACUUUCAUGAGUUGCUUUAGCUUCAUGAGACAACAAUACGAUUUUACUGACAUUUAUAUAUUUAGUUCUAUUGAGAGUGCUAUGGUUCCUUUCUGGUAUGAAUAAAAUAGUAGCUCAAGCUAAUCUUUAGAUAAGAUUUUAUUAAAAAAUUAUCAUAUUGAUGUACUAAAAUAAUCUGUUGGUAUCUUAUAGUAAAAUGUAUCUCAGGCAAUUAGAGUCUCCUCUUUCUUAUUUGAUAAUAGAGGCGGAUCUGAAAAAAUAUUAUGAUUUUACUUCAAUUUUGUAUGAAUAUAUUUCUUUUUUUUGUCAUUAAUUAUUUACAAUUAAUAAAAUAUCUUAAUAAAUUAAUGUAUUUUCAUCAAUUAUUUAUGGGCUAAUGUAUUUUGUAGUAGAAUAUAAUUGUUUAAAUAGCUCUC